AUGCACCAUAACCUAGCAUCUGUUUCGCAAUCCCAAUUGCACCGUUUCCAACCCCCUUCCUCCGUUCCGUCCUGGUUGUUCCCUCUUCCUCGAACCGCCGUCCUGUCCCCUUUCUGCUCGUCCUUCCUUCCUCUCCUCCCGUCUCCGCUCCCCCUCUGGUUUCAUUCUCAGGAGUUUGACGCGAGUGGGCAUCCGCAGCAGCACCUGCAGUCGCUACUGAAGCUGGCAGAGGAAGGGAAGGCCAAAGGCAAGGUGGUGGCGGUGGGUGAGUGCGGGUUGGACUAUGAUCGCCUUGUGUUCUGCCCCAAGGAGGUGCAGCAGAAGUACUUCGAGCUCCAGUUUGACCUCGCCCAGGCCACCCAGCUGCCCAUGUUCCUGCACAUGCGCGCUGCUGCUGAUGAUUUCCUAGAGAUUGUGAAGAGGAACGAGAGCAGGUUCGUGGGGGGAGUGGUGCACUCCUUCACAGGCACGUGCGACGAACGAGACGCCAUUCUAGCAGUUCCAAAGCUGUCCAUAGGCAUUAACGGGUGCUCACUGAAAACGGAGGACAACCUUAAAGCCAUGGCGGGGAUCCCUCCCAAUCGUCUCAUGCUUGAAACCGACUCGCCUUACUGCGAUGUGCGGCCGACACACGCCGGUCACCGAUUCGUGGGCAGCAAGUGGGCGGCAAAGAAGAAGGAGGCUCAUUCAGAGGAUGCGAUGGUGGUGAGUUCAAUGACGGAGGUGGUGAGUUCAAUGACGGAGGUGGUGAGUUCAAUGACGGAGGUGGUGAGUUCAAUGACGGAGGUGGUGAGUUCAAUGACGGAGGUGGUGAGUUCAAUUGACGGAGGUGGUGAGUUCAAUGACGGAGGUGGUGAGUUCAAUGACGGAGGUGGUGAGUUCAAUGACGGAGGUGGUGAGUUCAAUGACGGAGGUGGUGAGUUCAAUGACGGAGGUGGUGAGUUCAAUGACGGAGGUGGUGAGUUCAAUGACGGAGGUGGUGAGUUCAAUGACGGAGGUGGUGAGUUCAAUGACGGAGGUGGUGAGUUCAAUGACGGAGGUGGUGAGUUCAAUGACGGAGGUGGUGAGUUCAAUGACGGAGGUGGUGAGUUCAAUGACGGAGGUGGUGAGUUCAAUGACGGAGGUGGUGAGUUCAAUGACGGAGGUGGUGAGUUCAAUGACGGAGGUGGUGAGUUCAAUGACGGAGGUGGUGAGUUCAAUGACGGAGGUGGUGAGUUCAAUGACGGAGGUGGUGAGUUCAAUGACGGAGGUGGUGAGUUCAAUGACGGAGGUGGUGAGUUCAAUGACGGAGGUGGUGAGUUCAAUGACGGAGGUGGUGAGUUCAAUGACGGAGGUGGUGAGUUCAAUGACGGAGGUGGUGAGUUCAAUGACGGAGGUGGUGAGUUCAAUGACGGAGGUGGUGAGUUCAAUGACGGAGGUGGUGAGUUCAAUGACGGAGGUGGUGAGUUCAAUGACGGAGGUGGUGAGUUCAAUGACGGAGGUGGUGAGUUCAAUGACGGAGGUGGUGAGUUCAAUGACGGAGGUGGUGAGUUCAAUGACGGAGGUGGUGAGUUCAAUGACGGAGGUGGUGAGUUCAAUGACGGAGGUGGUGAGUUCAAUGACGGAGGUGGUGAGUUCAAUGACGGAGGUGGUGAGUUCAAUGACGGAGGUGGUGAGUUCAAUGACGGAGGUGGUGAGUUCAAUGACGGAGGUGGUGAGUUCAAUGACGGAGGUGGUGAGUUCAAUGACGGAGGUGGUGAGUUCAAUGACGGAGGUGGUGAGUUCAAUGACGGAGGUGGUGAGUUCAAUGACGGAGGUGGUGAGUUCAAUGACGGAGGUGGUGAGUUCAAUGACGGAGGUGGUGAGUUCAAUGACGGAGGUGGUGAGUUCAAUGACGGAGGUGGUGAGUUCAAUGACGGAGGUGGUGAGUUCAAUGACGGAGGUGGUGAGUUCAAUGACGGAGGUGGUGAGUUCAAUGACGGAGGUGGUGAGUUCAAUGACGGAGGUGGUGAGUUCAAUGACGGAGGUGGUGAGUUCAAUGACGGAGGUGGUGAGUUCAAUGACGGAGAUGGUGAGUUCAUGGCAGGUGUAGUGCUGCUGUGUACCACCCGGGUGACCAAGUAA
Messenger RNA from Closterium sp. Naga37s-1, 2103 nucleotides. The record is from the annotation of a GenBank genome assembly. Lineage: Eukaryota; Viridiplantae; Streptophyta; Zygnematophyceae; Desmidiales; Closteriaceae.